Molecule: messenger RNA, 1459 nt
Organism: Camellia sinensis
Lineage: Eukaryota; Viridiplantae; Streptophyta; Magnoliopsida; Ericales; Theaceae
Source: RefSeq, a predicted model, not a curated record
AUGACUGGUAGUAAUAGUCAGCAAGAAAUGGUUAGUGGUGUCUCACGUAAGGGAUCAAUAGCAUCCAACAGAAGACGUGCUAGGCAAACAGAACCUGAACCAGUGGAAGUGAAUGUCCCUAUGGAGGAGGAUGACCAUGUGGAUGCGAAUAAUGAUUAUGUUGACGACGAUAUUGGUGUGGAGGAUGACGAUGUCGAUAAUGAUAUUGUUGUAGAGGCUGACCUCAUGGAGGACGAUGUUGGUGUGGAUGAUGACAACACAGAACCAGUUCCGGGUGCUCCAGAGGAUCCUUCAUUGCUAAUUAGCUUUCGUAACCAUGUUGCUGUCGCUGUUUGGAAGAAAAAGUCUGGUCUUAGUGUCCUUAUUGAUCACACAUAUCGGCAUGACAAUAGAGUGGCAAUAUCUGCCUUCGUUGAAAGGUGGCAUCUAGAGACAAAUACAUUUCACAUGCCAGAUGGUGAGAUGACUGUCACAUUGGAUGAUGUGCGGACCAUAUUUGGCAUUCCAGUCACUGGCAUGGCUUUGUCAUGUCCUAAGUUAACAAGAUACGAGGCUGCUGAACUGGUGAAUACUACUUUGGGAGUGCCAGUGAAUGAUGCAUUUGCAGAAUUAGUUCAAUCUCGUGGGCAAUCCAUGAAGCUAGAGUGGUUGCGAAUUAGAUUUCAUGAAUGUUCUGUUACCAGACAAAAUAGUUUUUCCCAACAUUAUGUUGCCAUACAAUUGGAAAAUUUCAAUUUACUUCAUAACAAAGUCAGUGGAGCCCACUGUGAAGUGUCUGUUCAGUCGCACAAUAGUAGGGCUGGUGUUAAGCAGAUUACUGGUUACUUGAAGCUAUUGGAAGUAUGGAUUUAUGAGCAUUUUCGUUUGGGAAGGCCUCAUUCAAAUUUGUCCUAUUCUGAUGAACAACCUUGUGUAUGUCGUCGGAGUUCGCGGAGAGAUAGAGGUUUUACGGAAGACCACUUGCAGACAUUACGAGAGCAACUUGACAUGUUACAUGCUAAUGAGAUCGAGUGGGAUCCAUACUGUUUAUGUAGGACACACCAUCCACUUCAUGAGGUUGCAUAUUAUACUAGAUGUUUGAAAUGCUUUGAUAUUGUUGAACCCUAUCACCCCAAUAGGGUUUUGCGACAGUUUGGUAGAGUCAUAACCAUCCCACCAGAACCAUUAUCUCCUGUUCGAGCUAUACGGGGCAGUAAACCAGGACAAUACAGAAUCAUGUAUCAAUACCAUGACACGAUAUGGGCGCAGUGGGAGAAUCAUGUGUUGUCCAUUAAUGCUCGUAGUGUGCUUGUACAGCAGCGACCAUCUGAAUGUUGUAAUGAUGCUGUUUUCAAUGUUGAUGCUGCAGUCCAUAGGCUCAGUCGUGAUGAGUCUGUCUUGCACCCUGACGUGCUGUAUGAAACCAUUGGUCGCAUGCUGCAAGUUCUUGAUGGACAGAGUUUGGGAUCUACUUCGACAC